This is a messenger RNA of Haliotis rubra (blacklip abalone), 3256 nucleotides long. RefSeq names its product pre-mRNA-processing factor 19-like. Lineage: Eukaryota; Metazoa; Mollusca; Gastropoda; Lepetellida; Haliotidae. Gene Ontology annotation, biological process: DNA repair; mRNA splicing, via spliceosome; protein ubiquitination. Gene Ontology annotation, molecular function: ubiquitin protein ligase activity; protein binding. Gene Ontology annotation, cellular component: U2-type catalytic step 1 spliceosome; cytoplasm; Prp19 complex. The coding region runs from base 34 to 1581 and encodes 515 amino acids. The record is from RefSeq and is a predicted model, not a curated record. The transcript has 17 exons.
AGCAAAACAUUAUAGUCACGUGACAUAUCCAACAUGGCGCUGUGCUGUGCAAUUAGUAACGAGGUACCCGAGCAUCCAGUGCUCUCACCAGUUUCCGGCCAUGUGUUUGAGCGCCGCCUGGUGGAGAAAUACAUCCAAGAUCAUGGCACGGACCCCAUGAAUGGAGAACAGUUGGCAGUGGAUCUGCUGGUUGACAUCAAAACAUCUCCACUUGUGAAGCCCAGACCCCCAUCAGCAACAAGUAUCCCAGCCAUUCUGAAAGCGCUUCAAGAUGAAUGGGAUGCAGUCAUGUUACACAGCUUCACACUGAGACAACAGCUGCAGACAGCCAGACAAGAGUUGUCCCACGCCCUGUACCAGCAUGACGCCGCCUGUCGUGUGAUCGCUCGUCUCACAAAGGAAGUUACAGCUGCCAGAGAAGCCUUGGCCACACUGAAACCCCAGGCUGGUUUGACGGCAGGGCCUGGAGGCUACCCACAGCCAGCACAAGCACCGGCAUACCCUGCAGAAGUUGGUCCGGAGGGGAUCCAGCCAGACAGUCAGAUGGAGGAGGUCGGCAUGUCAGAGGAGGUCAUUCAGAAGCUGUCCGACCGAGCCACACUGCUUACAGCGGAGCGUAAGAAGAGAGGCAAGACAGUUCCUGAGGGUUUGGCCACCACAGAAGACAUCCGUCAAUACAGACAGCUCGCUUCACACACUGGUCUUCACAGUGCCAGCGUUCCUGGUAUCCUCUCCAUGGACCUGUGUCUCCGGGACACUUCCAGGAUCGUUACAGGGGGCAAUGACAAGAACGCUGUAGUGUUCAACAAGGACACGGAGCAGGUCAUGGCCAUCCUCAAGGGUCACACCAAGAAGGUCACCAGCGUCAUCUACCACCCAGAAGAGGAGCUUGUGUUCUCGGCAUCCCCCGACUGUACAAUCCGAGUUUGGGGCAUCACCACCGCUCAGUGUGCCCAGAUCAUCCGUGCCCACGACUCCCCCGUCACCGGCAUCAGUCUACACGCUACGGGAGACUUCCUGCUCAGCUGCUCACAGGACAUGCACUGGGCUUUCUCCGACAUCCGCACUGGCCGUGUUCUCACCAAAGUCUGUGACACAUCAUCAGGAUCUGCGCCAGCGCUGACCUGUGCCCAGUUCCAUCCUGACGGUCUCAUCUUCGGCACUGGCACUGAGGACUCUGUCAUCAAGAUUUGGGAUCUGAAGGAGAGAACCAACGUGGCCAACUUCCCCGGACACCAAGGACCUAUCACCAGCAUCGCAUUCUCUGAAAACGGUUACUAUCUGGCCACCUCGGCUGAAGACUCUGUCGUCAAACUCUGGGAUUUGAGGAAACUGAAGAACUUCAAGACAAUCCAGCUUGAUGAUAGUUAUGAGGUGAAGAGUCUGACGUUUGACCAGAGCGGUACCUACCUAGCUGUGGCCGGAUCAGAUGUCAGAGCGUACCUGUGCAAGCAGUGGAGUGAACUGGCUGUGUUCAAUGACCACACAGCGGCAGCGACCGGCAUCAGAUUUGGGGACAAUGCAACGUUCAUGGCGUCCUGCAGCAUGGACAGAUCCCUCAAGUUCUUUGGCAUGCCUUGAGUUGGGAGAUCCUGUGUGUUUACUUGUACAGAACUUGAGAAAACUUGUUUUAUCUGUGCUAACAGUCUUGUGAAUAUUACCUAUCCAGUUAUCUUUUAGGACCAAAAUAAGUUUAGUGCCAACUUCUCAAUGUGACUUUGAGCUGCCCUGACCUGAGCUAAAUCUGUCAGUUAAUCCAUUUUUAAAAAAGUCACGUUGAUAAGUUCACAUUCUUGGUUAAAGUGAAGUAGCAUUACAACCUGCUUCAUGGUUUUAUUUUGAGGCAGCUUUUUCUCAUGCAAACAGUACAUUUGGACAUCAUUUUCACAUUGUAAGUUAUUUACAUGUUUUAAUUGUGCCAGAAAAAAAAAGGUUUCCUGAAUAAGUUUAAAUAUGGAUUCGUGGCUUGUGUUUAUACUGUGAAGUGUUACAUACUAUUGAGAUGAUGGCAACAUAAUGCUAGUGAUGUCUAUUCACAAGGCUGUCGUUGAUGCAAGUGUAAUAAUGACUUAUUGAUGGUGAGAUUACCAUUAACCAUUGUAUGUAUUCAUGAGGUUUGCCAGGAUUUGCAAGCUGCAUGAGCCGUCCUUCCAAACUCCACAUAAUCUGACCCUUGGCAUCUGACCUCCGGCCACUGAACCCUAAGUGCUCAUACAGCCCUCAAAUGUUUUUUGCAAAAGGUGCCACCUUGACAUACAUUUCUUUUGCCAGGUCCCAUCAUUAUAUUACUUAUCUGUACACGUUAUUAUCAGUGCUAAAUAAUGUGUCAUACACUCACCAGCUUCAGCAGCAGACUUCAAGGUCACGAAGAACUCCAUAAUUUUGAACAAUGUAUUCUAGGGCUGUACUGUUGGAUAGACAUAUUGCUGUUACUCAAAGUCAUUUUAGUACUACCAGUGUGUCCAUAUAAUAGUCUAAGAUUGCUUUGUGGAAUGGGCUCAGGCUGUGAUGACAUUUGAGUCUGCUUAAAAUUGGGUCUGUGUUAUCCUUUUUAACAGGUCUCUUGUGUAAUCAUCUGAAUCGAGUUGAGCCUACACUUGAUGUGACCAUGUAUUCACUUACAAGUAUAGCCUGUUUUUUGUUAAGGUAUUUCAGUUUAUCAGUUGGUUAAAGGCAAGUUCUGGCUUACUUCGGAUGAUCGCCAUUAAUGCAUUAUGUGUGCAACCUUUUACUGUUUUAACAAAGAAUGUGUCAUUUUCAAUGAAUGUUCACAUGUGAAAUGUUGGUUCCCUGACACGGAGACCGGAAUUCUGUUCCACAUGUAAUGUGAAGUAGAUUAAUCCACAACGAUAACGAGCAUUGUGACAUGUCAGCCCCUCCUGUCAGCGAGAUGAGGAGUGAUGAUCAAUGAAGGUGAUUUAUCAUCUGUUUUGUACUUAACCUACAAUCUGUAGCAUCACUGGUGUGGGUGGACUUGUGCAGUCAACGUUUGGAUAAUUCAUCGUGCAUCUGAUUAAACAUACUGAAAGUACUCAUCAUCACCACCACACAUUGAUGUUGACAUCAUAGGGAAGAGGCAUAGCAUCGUGGUUAGAAACUAAAGACUGUUGUUUGUGUCCACUCAUAGUUUCAGUGUGAAACAUUAAACCCAUCCCAGGUUAUCCUGUGCAUUUCAACAAAGUUUACUUUGAAAAAUACUCUUUACCCUUUUUGCAACCACCGCUUGAACAGAAUCCUUUAGCAUGAUGCAAAAAUA